UGAAGGUCAAAAAUUCUUUAUGUGAAUCGGAUCUCUUCCUCUAAAGGAAUUAUUGAAAGUCAAUUCAUAUGACCCAUAUAUUAUUUUUAAGGCAUUGAGAUGGAGAUGAUGAUUCGACCAUAUUGCCACCAGCUGCUAUUGCUAAAAGGGUAUCAUCCGGUGAUCCGGCAAUAAUAUACAGUAAAAUGAUAAUGUAUAGAAGCUAGAGGUGAUGGUAAGGCAGUCGGUGUGGGAAGUGGAAGAAGAAGGCGUGGGGCCAGGACCCGGGAUCAGACUCUGCUUUGCCCAUGUGACAGAUCUGUCAUUUUCUGUUACUUGAGAGGAAGAAACAGAAUCCUUAUUUUGGCGGUUUGGUGAUGAUGACACAGCAUGACGCAGCUUUUCCAUGUGUAUCUGCAUAACACAUAACAACACAGAUUACCCAUCACCCAUCUCUUCUUUUGUUUACAAAAUUGGACUGUCUAGUCCAGACAUUUGAUGGGAAAACGACAAACAAAAAUUAAGGGCCGUGGACCUUUUUGUACCCAAUUUCUUCAAUUUGCCUUGGAGGCGAUCAGGUUGCUUUGACUGGAGUCUGGAGUCUGGAGGUAUGUUUUUGACUCGCAGGUGGCAAAAACAGAACAAACGGAAUUCCCAUAUUUAUAUGAUAAAUAAAUACUCUUAUAUUGGGUUAAGGAGUAUGUAGGAGGAGUGGAAUAAUCUUGAGAAUGGGGCUUCUAGAUCUAUUUUUUGUUGCUUCAAUGCCAGUUAUAAGGGUUCUGUUGCUCACUGCACUUGGGUCAUUUCUUGCCUUGGAUCGUAUUGAUAUAUUGGGCGAUGUUGUAAGGAAGCAAUUAAAUACGGUUGUAUUUUUUGUAUUCAAUCCUGCACUGGUGUAUAGCAACCUUGCUAACACAAUUACUCUUGACAGAAUGGUUUUGUUGUGGUUCAUGCCAUUAAAUAUCCUUACUGUUUGUAUCAUUGGCUCCGCUCUUGGAUUGCUGCUUGUGAAGACUACCAGAGCUCCUCAACAUCUCAAGGGCCUCAUAUUGGGUUCCUGUGCUGCGGGAAACAUGGGGAACAUGCCUCUAAUUAUCAUCCCUGCAGUAUGCAGAGAGAAAGGCAGCCCAUUUGGAGCACCUGAUGUUUGCCAUACAUUUGCAAUGGCUUAUGCUUCACUUUCUAUGGCGAUUGGAGCUAUUUGCUUGUGGUCUUAUGUUUACAACAUUGUGCGAAUUUUCUCUAGUAAUGCCAGGGAAGGCAUCAACCUACACUGUUCCAUCUCUGAAGAAUAUCCACAUCAAUUUACACUGCCUCAUCCUCUGUCUGAGGAAAACUUGCAGGUGGCUAUCUCUGGAAAGAUGAAACAGCUUUUGAGGAAGUUUUCAAGAAAGAUCAACCUUAAGGAACUGUUAGCACCUUCAACCACUGGAGCGAUUGUUGGCUUUAUCAUUGGAAUGGUUCCUCAUCUUCGGAAGUUAAUCAUUGGUGGUACUGCUCCUCUUCAUGUUGUCCAAGAUUCUGCUUCUUUGCUGGGGGAUGCAGCCAUUCCAAGUAUCAUCCUGAUAAUGGGAGGAAACCUUCUUAAAGGUUUAAAAGGGUCAGGAAUUCAACUAUCAUUCAUUGUUGGAAUUUUAGCUGUUCGGUUUAUAUUCCUCCCUCUAUUGGGGAUUAUCAUUGUUAAAGGUGCACUUCGAUUUGGUCUGGUGCACCCAGAUCCCUUGUUUCAGUUUGUUCUUCUACUGCAAUAUGCAGUUCCACCAGCAAUUAACUUAGGCACAAUUAUCCAGUUGUUUGGAGCGGGUGAGAGUGAAUGUUCUGUUAUCAUGCUGUGGACAUAUGGCUUGGCAUCAGUUUCACUCACCCUUUGGUCAACCUUGUUCAUGUGGCUUGUGUCUUGAUUUUCAUUUCUUCACACAAUUUGUCACAUUAAGUCCUUUGAACAAUCUUCACUAGAUUUCCUGACCAAAUGUCUAUGCAGAUGACAACAGCUCAAUAACAAAGGCAUAAUAGCAUGCUCCUCCAAAGGCUAAGUAGAAAACAGGGAAUGUAAUCCAACAUAAAGAUGUCAGCUGUGCUUUGUCAAUAUUGUAUUACUAUUUUGCAUUCAGUAAUAUUGGACCUUUUCUUUUCAAAUAAAAUGUCUAUCUGACAAAUGACAACUUAGCUUGAUUAUGUUUUCUGAGGUUGAUUUCCUCUUGCUCUCUCUCUCACUCACUCUUCUGCAUCUUCAAUGAGAGCUAGGAAACAGAGAAUUUUCAGAAAUGUAUCCAACUGACAAGUAUGGGCUCGGGGCUCAUGGAAAGCAAACAAGGUUAAUCCAGAUUGAUAGUUAACAGAAGGUAGAAGUGGACCAAGUUUAGAAGGCAGCAAAGGCUAUGGAGACAUCUCCCAGAGUGGAUGCAGUGCCUAGUCAAAGGGGAAACAGCAGGCCUAAUAAAAGACCAACUCCAAAGUCGAAAGUCCAUAAAGAGAAAAGAGGCGUUUCGAAGAAGCUCUGGAAUGAGAUUGUACAAGUGUUUGAAGAGCAUUUUCAUUGGGGAGUUAUACGUAAGCAUGCACUUUUAAGUCUCUUCCAGUUCACGUAUUCAAUUCCAUCGACUCCCUAAAUGAGCCUUUUAAUCAGAGCAGAUGAAAAGAUUAAUAAACGAAGAGCCCGAUAGUAAAUGCUUGAUUGACUUUGACUUUCACGUGUUCCACAUGGAGAAUUGGUAAGGGAGGUGGAGAUCAGAUAUUUGAAGAGCUUUUUGUUUUUCUAGUUAGGAGCAGUGGGAAUAUUGGGGCUUGUGGAUCAAAGUUGAAGACUUUUUGUGUUGGCCAUGGCCUCUACUUUAAUUAAUGCUCUGGGCAUCUCUAGCUCUACACAAGUACAAUCCAUGCGUAGAAUAUUAUAAAUAUGCCUUCAUCCAA
Vitis vinifera (wine grape) is the source of this 2889-nucleotide messenger RNA. RefSeq names its product protein PIN-LIKES 1. The transcript has 11 exons. The coding region runs from base 708 to 1880 and encodes 390 amino acids. The record is from RefSeq and is a predicted model, not a curated record. Lineage: Eukaryota; Viridiplantae; Streptophyta; Magnoliopsida; Vitales; Vitaceae. Gene Ontology annotation, biological process: endoplasmic reticulum to cytosol auxin transport. Gene Ontology annotation, cellular component: membrane.